GCCUCCAGCAGCGCUCUGGCGUCAUCAGCAGAUGGAGCUGUCUGUGUUCCCCUCUGGAGUCCAGCCUACCAGCCUGAGUCAGCCUGCAGGAAUUAGGAAGUCUGCUCCGACCACAGCCGACCAGGAGCAGAGAUGGCAGCAUCCGCGUCACGGUCCGGGGAGACGCAGCGCCCCGUUGUUCCAGACUCUGGAGCAGCAGCAGCGAGGCGCAGUGGAGAGCUGAGGCUGGUGGUUCUGGGCCCGACCAAGGCCGAGGAUAGAAGCGCAGUCUGCUCCAUCCUGGGCUUGGAAGGCGGCCAGCGGGGCGCAGAUGCUCAGGAGUGCACCAAGCACAGAGGAGAGGCUGCCGGCAGGCAGGUAGCGGUGGUCUCCAGUCCAGCCUGGUACAGCUCGGCCUGCUGCCCAGAGGAGAGGAGGACCCUUAUUUCCUCCUUGGUCGCCUUAUCCAGCCCCGGACCGCAUGCCUUCCUGCUCUGCGUCCCGCUGAACGAGCCCGCUGACGAUGUGGCCAAGGCGCUCGAUGCCCUCGCCAAACUGUUUGGCCCCGCCGCGCUCAGCGGGAACACCGUCGUCCUCUUCACCCGCACCGACGACCUGGGAGAGGACGAGACCCUGGAGCAGUACAUCCUCACGUGGCGCAAAGACCUCCAGGAGAUGGUGGAGAGGUGCGGCGACCGCUACCAUACGCUGGAGGGCUGCGGCGGAGGAGCGGAGGAGGGGAAAGCUGUGGAGGCGCUGCUGGAGAAGGUCGAGCAGGUGGUGAGGGAGAGCAGAGCCGAGCACUUCAGCUGCCCUCUCUACCAGGAGGCCGAGGACAGGGUGAGGCGGCGGCAGGUGGAGAUCGUAAGGCGGAGGAGGAGCGAAGAGCUGAGCGACGACCCAUCGUCUUCCACCGCAGAACCAGAGGUGACGGAGGAAGAAAUGGAGGCAGUCAGGGAAGAGGCAGAGAGGAGCGUCGGCGGUUUAGACUUUGAUGUAGAUAGCAUUUUCCCUUCUGGUGCGAGGGUCGCUCCUUCCUCCGCCGCUCCGUCGCUUCUCUGGGGCUUAUGGGAGAAGCUGAUGGGCUGGAUCAGCUGGCUGCCCACUCUCGUGAGAAGGGAGGCUCUGCUCGGGGCCCUGGUGGGCCUGUUUGUAGGGGGGCCGAUCGGGGGCACGGUGGGGGCCACUGUGGGUUCCGUGGCUACUGAGGUGAGCCGGAGGAAAACGGAAAAAACCAAGUGACGGGAAACGAUAAAUUACAAACGCGCAAAUGGUUUCACCUUCAACUAGCGCAGUCACACCGUGUCACUGAACCGUUCGCUCGCUGUUAACCCACUCAGUUUUACCGCAGCGGUUGAAAGUGUUAAAUAAAUAUGACCUAAAAUAUAGUUUUUAUGUCAGGUUAUGGUUGUAGAAAGUAGAUCUUUGUAAUCCGUCUCAGUAACGUUGGUCAAUGGGUUGAAGCACGGUGGAGGAAGUGUCGUGGUAUGGGCAGAAUCCGGUGCAUCUGAAACCCGACGGUUCCUUAGUUGGAGGAAACGCCAGUUUCUGGGUCGCACCUGCAAUUUUCUUCAGAAAAGUAUCCCAAAGCCUGGGCACACAAUUCAUUUCCAACUUCCCUGCGUGGGAGAUUAAAUUCUCCAAGUAGACGACACAUCGGCAGUAGGGAAAGCAUCUCCUACUGUUCCAGUGCCUUGGAAAGCACUCUUGCUCUUUAAGCCUUUCCACAGUUUGUUGCUUACAAUGUCACACACAUCACACACAUUUCACUGGGCUUUAACGGGUUUUCAUCUUGCAGGACAACACAAAGUGGUGCUUAAUUGUGAAUAAGAAAUUAGACACCGUUAGAUUUCUUUAUCAAUAUAAAUCUGCAGAGGGUGGUGGACUCAAAAUGUCAGCAAGUUUUAUUUUUUUUUCUGUUGUUAAAAUUAUGUUAAUAGUGAUAAUAAAAAUUGUGAAAAAGUAAUUGCAGUCUUUUUAUGCAGUACAUCUGUCACUGCCUACAUUUAGAGCCCCACAAACACAAAUUCAGCUUAAAAAAAUAAAGCAAACUCCUCAGAUGCUGCUACUUCUACCUCAGUACACGGAGAUAAACUUCUAAAUUAAAAAGAUAAAUAAAAUAUUGACCAUCCCUAGAGUGUAUAUAGUGCAUAUUCUACCCCCAUGUCCCCCGUGGUGCUGAGGAAACGCAUCCCCACAGCAUAAUGCUGCCACCACCAUGCUUGGGGGGGCUAGCGUGUGGGCGUGAAACCUUAGUUUUCUGCUACAUGUAGUCUCUUAUAAACCCGUGAGGCCUUUAUGGACCUGCUGUUUAUACUCCCAUACACUGGAUUUAAAUUAAAUAAACAGGGUAAAGGGGCUGAAAAUACAUGCAUGCCACACUUUUCAGAUUUGGGUUUGUUAAAAUUGGUAAAAACUAUAAUUUUAUUUCUUUAUUAUGCACUAUUUUGUGUUGGUUUAUUCUUAAAUCUCAAUAAAGUGCCUGGGAGUGUGUGUGGCUGUAAUGUGACAACAUGUGGGAAGGUUCAAGGGUCUGACUACUCUUUGUGAGGACCCGUUGGUAACGUGGCCUGCAUGUCCUCGAUAGAUAAGUUAACCAUGCAGAAUUAAUUUCUGAGCUUUUUUUUUUUUUUUUACUUUUUUUUUUCUUUUUCGUUAUCACUGGGUUCUUUUUCCUUCAACUGCUGUGGAAGCGUAAUAAGAUUUUGAGUCAUAUUUAUAAAGAAAUAUCCAAUUAUUUAUAAGGACACGGACCCGUUCAAGCACUACCGCUUCUCUGAUCACUGUAAACCGACCAAAACCCGUUAAAUUACUCUUUCGUUCUUCGCUCUGCAGCUUAGCGAUGACCAAUACUAGCAGUUUGGGGUUUGUUAGCUUUAAAAAAA
Messenger RNA from Fundulus heteroclitus (mummichog), 2864 nucleotides. RefSeq lists its product as uncharacterized. The record is from RefSeq and is a predicted model, not a curated record. NCBI's taxonomy places the organism in Eukaryota, Metazoa, Chordata, Actinopteri, Cyprinodontiformes, Fundulidae. Gene Ontology annotation, molecular function: GTP binding. The transcript has 3 exons. Bases 133 to 1221 code for a protein of 362 amino acids.